AUGAGUCGUUCAAACCCUCGGCCUGUACUAGGCUCCGUACAGCCCAUCACACAAGACUGGGGUUUGCUCGCACCAGGACAGAUCCACACUUUAUCUGUUCCCGUUCAUCCAACACCACAAUCCAUUCUCGACGGAAGCUACCAGCGGAUGAAUGUCAACAACAGAGAAGAUGUGGUAACCUUACUCCCUCGCCGACCAGAAUUUCUGGGACCACCAUCGGUUCCUAGCAUCUUGUUCAGUGUGAACGGAAGACCGGGUCCGUACAUCCGGGACAUCCUCCGAGAGGAAGUCGAAGUGGACAGUCCGUUUGACCAAGUCUUCUACUCACGUGGAUGGAGACAGACUUGGAUUAUGAUUGACUGGCCUGGGACGGACAAUAGCAGAGAGACGUUGGGAUGUAUGACAGAUCGCGGACCGCUGACUCGCUCUGAACUAGCAAAGUGGCUGAGCUUCAAGAUAAGUGAGUUUAUUGUGGCAGGUAGAAAGGGAAAGUUGCAAUGGGGCCCACAGCGCCUCGACGCCACCACUCGUCGAUGGGAUCUCCGGGAGGUCAGCACCUCGCAAGUUCGCCUAAUGGGAUUAAACUACUACAAGAACACCUGGAUCCCCGUCCUCGCAUUUGAUUGGGCUUAA
Messenger RNA from Coprinopsis cinerea okayama7#130, 633 nucleotides. RefSeq lists its product as hypothetical. The coding region runs from base 1 to 633 and encodes 210 amino acids. NCBI's taxonomy places the organism in Eukaryota, Fungi, Basidiomycota, Agaricomycetes, Agaricales, Psathyrellaceae. The transcript has 4 exons. The record is from RefSeq and is a predicted model, not a curated record.